AUGAAAUUCUCUAGAAUUUUAAUCUUGGCCACAACAACAACGCCCCUGGUGUUCGGUAAACAAAGUGUUUUUAAUUUUAAUGACUGGUCUAAAGACGAUUUGGUUGAUUACCUGCUGGACAACUCCCCCGUCUCUUUAAACACUAACAAUGACCCACAAUACAACCUCAAAUACUUGACUUCUAAAUCUAUUGAUGAGCUGAAAAGAGAUGCUCAAUCUUAUUGGAAUCAAUACAAUAAAAGUCUGGAUACCAAAAAAAGACAAUGGUGGGAUCUAUGGUCCAAAGUAUCAGAUUGUUACCAUUAUUACUGGCAGAGUUGCGGCGGCAACGGCAGCAACAAACAAAACUUUCAUGCCACUAAUUACUUCCCAACAUUCUCCAAUGAAAAUUCCGUCUCAAAUUCCGUCUCAGAUUGGUUAUUCGGUACCUGGUCAACAGAUACUCUAAUAGAGUUUUUGAAAUCUAAUGGAAUUGACAUCCAUGGUGUAGAAGAUAAAAAUAUCGAUAUCCACAACUCAAAAGACAAGUUGAUAAAUCUAAUUAGAAAAAAUUUUCACACUCUCUCCACCAAAAUGGGGAAAUCUGGUCUCUAUCCAUCAAAGGACUAUUUCAAGAACUGGUCCAAAAACGACCUAGUCCUAUGGCUGGACAGAUUUAAAGUAUCCUACGAUAGAGAAAGCAUCAAGGAUGACAAAGACAAGUUAUUGAAUCUGGUCAGACAGAACAUUUAUAAAAUGUCUGAUCUUUUACAAGAUGAAAGAAUUAGACUCCUAACUGGUCUGCAAUUGUUCAACAAACAACUCUAUGACAAAAAUGGGAACUUGAAACCAAAUGUGUUUGAUUCCUGGAACACCCAGCAUUUGGAGAAAUGGCUGCAAUCUCAUGAGAUCCCAGUUCAGGAAAAUUUAGUCAAUUCGCGCGAAUAUCUGGUCCAAUUGGCCAACAAGAACCGCGACUUGCUAAUGGAUGAUAUCAAUUGGUAUCUAAGCGUGUCAAAGCAAAAAAUAGGUAGUAGUAACCCCUUCUUAAAGAAAACUCCUGCAUACGUUUCUUCUCUUUGGAAUGUCUCCAAAAAUUAUUUUCAAUCUUUAUAUGGAAAAUGUCAAAAUAAGAGCAGCGAUAUCAUUAAUGACACAUUUUUGGUAGGCAUAGAUAAUUGGUCAAAGGAUAGAUUGAAAAAAUUUUUGGAUCUAAGAGAUAUAAAAUAUCCCUAUUUCGCCACAAAGCAAGAACUGAUUAAUUUGGCCGUGGAAAAUAGAAAUAAACCAUUGAAAAAAUUGCUAAAAAAAUGGCAGCAGACCAUGCAUACAUUGAAUAAAGAUGUUCAAGGUGUUAAAGAUUGGAGUGUAGAGAACAAAAACGAUUUCAUGGAAUCAGAAACAUAUGAAAAUCUGUUGAAUAAUCUGGCUAUCCUCAAUCAACAAAGAAAGGAUUGGCAACAAUCAAUGAAGCAAAACCUUGAUGCAUGGUCAACUGACGACUUGAAAGAAUAUAUUAAACAGUUCGGUGUCAAAUUAGAUGAAAAGAUGUACUCCAAAGAUGAAUUAAUUGAACUAGCUAAAGAAAACACCCAGUGGUUCUUAGGCAUUCCAAAAAACGAACCUUUCUAUAAAAAAGGAUAUAAAAAACUAGCUACAACUUUUACAAGAUGGAAAAAAUUAUAUUUAGGAUAG
This is a messenger RNA of Arxiozyma heterogenica, 1674 nucleotides long. RefSeq names its product double-strand break repair enhancer MSC1 (gene MSC1). The coding region runs from base 1 to 1674 and encodes 557 amino acids. The record is from RefSeq and is a predicted model, not a curated record. Lineage: Eukaryota; Fungi; Ascomycota; Saccharomycetes; Saccharomycetales; Saccharomycetaceae. The transcript has a single exon.